Messenger RNA from Brassica napus (rape), 1142 nucleotides. Its product is annotated as tRNA-splicing endonuclease subunit Sen2-2-like. Gene Ontology annotation, molecular function: nucleic acid binding; tRNA-intron lyase activity. Bases 183 to 938 code for a protein of 251 amino acids. Lineage: Eukaryota; Viridiplantae; Streptophyta; Magnoliopsida; Brassicales; Brassicaceae. Gene Ontology annotation, biological process: tRNA splicing, via endonucleolytic cleavage and ligation; tRNA-type intron splice site recognition and cleavage. The transcript has 2 exons. Gene Ontology annotation, cellular component: tRNA-intron endonuclease complex. The record is from RefSeq and is a predicted model, not a curated record.
UUAGUCAAAAGGGUAUAACCGUCAUUCGUGUUUGUUUCUUAAGACAAGUAAGUUCCGUUGUUUACUCCGGCGUCGAUCAAUUCCAAUAGCUCAGUCCAAUUCCUCGUCUGUUUCGAACGAUAUAGCGGCGGAUUGAUAGAGAACUUACACCGACAUUAUACACGACAAUCCAGAUUAGUUCCAUGGCGCCAAGAUGGAAAUGGAAAGGAGCUGAAGCAAAAGCUCUUGCAGAACCUAUUUCAAAAUCAGUCUCAGAGCUCCAGCUCUCUCUAGCCAAAACAGAGUCAACGGGUUCGCUCUCUAGUUGCAACGUGCUCCUAGCCGUUGAGCCAGAGCAGGCUGAGCUACUCGACCGCUGUUGUUUCGGCAGACUCGUCCUGUCCGCUGAGAAAGUCAAGAAAUGGAUUCAGUUAUCCUUUGAAGAAGCUUUCUACUUGCUCUACAUCCUCAAAUGCAUCAAACUCUCCCGUCAAGGCCGUUUCUUGGAGAGCGAAGUAGAGAUAUGGAUGUACAUGAGAACAAAAAGACCGAACUUUCCGGUAUUUUUCAAAGCUUAUUCACAUUUGCGAUCUAAGAACUGGGUUUUGAGAUCCGGGUUGCAGUACGGUGUGGAUUUCGUGGCGUACCGUCAUCAUCCUUCUCUUGUCCACUCUGAAUACUCCGUUUUGGUUCAGUCUGGUGACAGUGAUCGGUUAAGAGUGUGGUCUGAUGUCCAUUGUGCUGUUCGGUUAAGCGGAAGUGUUGCUAAAACGUUGUUAGCUCUCCAUGUCAGUGGUAACUCUAACAGAGAGGAUCUGAAUCUACCUACGUGUUUGGGGAACUACAGAGUUGAAGAGCAAACGAUAAGUAGAUGGAGCCCAGAACUCAGUCGUGAAGAUGAUGAAACCACAAGUCCAAAACCAAAAGUUACCAAUGUGAGUAAUUUGAAAACGCCAUGACGAACCGGUCCCGGUUAAUUGAGUACUGGUUUUGAUUUUUCACAUAAAUCUCUAAUCAAAAUUUUGUUUUCACAUCAAUCUCUAAUCAAAAUUUUGUUUUCAGUUUUAGUUGAGAUAGUGAGAUACACAACAUUUGUUUUCUAUAGUCACAAAUCUCAUACGCUUUUGAUUUUAGGUAUCUCGUAAUUUUGUUUGAGCAAGACA